GAGGGAAAGGAUUCAUGUUCACAGUCUCUGACAUUCAGGCUGGAGUUGUUCACUACCAUCAUGAUGACAGUGAUUCUACUAAGGACUUUGUGGUAUUUAGGAUUUUCGAUGGCCUCCACAGUAUUCGGCAUAAGUUUCCAAUCAAUAUCCUCCCUAAAGAUGACAGCCCUCCAUUUCUUAUCAGCAAUAUGGUCAUUGAAGUUUAUGAGGGACAGAUGAUCCUGAUUCAGGGCUCCAUGCUCCAUGCUUCUGACAUGGAUUCCAGCGAUGAUUACAUACUAUUCAAUAUUACCAAGCCACCACAGGCUGGAGAAAUCAUGAAGAAACCAGGACCAAACUUGAUAGGGUAUUCUGUCAGCAGUUUUCUUCAGAGGGAUCUAUUUAAUGGAAUAAUUUAUUAUCAUCAUUUGGGAGGAGAAAUAUUUGAAGAUUCCCUUGAAUUUGUGCUGUGUGAUAGCCAUGACCCUCCCAAUCUCUCAAAGCCACAGGUGAUGAUGGUGCACAUUAUCCCUGUGGACGACCAGCUACCAAGAGAAGCCCCAGGUGUGACCCGUCACCUGGUUGUUAAGGAGACUGAGAUUGCUCACCUAACAAAGAAACAUCUCCAUUUCAUAGAUGUGGAAGAGCAAGACAGGGAACUCACAUACACCAUAACUACUUCCCCAUUUUUCUCUUGCACGCACGGCCACUCAGAUGCUGGGAAGCUGUUUAUGGUGGACACCAUCCCCAAGCUGGUCAAGGAUCCUGCUGCUCUUGCACUGUGGUCAUUUACUCAGCAUGCUGUGAACUAUAUGAAAGUUGCCUACAUGCCGCCACUGCAGGACAUUGGGCCUGAGCCUCAGCAAGUCCAGUUUAUUUUUUCCAUCAGCAAUCAGCAUGGUGGCACUUUGUAUGGGAUCUGCUUCAAUAUUACAAUUCUUCCUGUGGAUAAUCAAGCCCCAGAGGUUUUUACAAGCCAUCUGAGAGUGGAAGAGGGUGGCCUGAGCCCUGUCACAGAGGGACACAUUCUCAUCUCUGACGUGGACACGAAACGGGAGCAUCUCCUCCUCCUCCUGCAGAGACAGCCUCAGCAUGGGGCGGUGGAGCUGGACGGCAUUCCCAUGAAUGAAGGCGACAGGCUUUCCUGGGGGCACCUGCACACCCUGGCAGUCAGGUAUCGGCAUGAUGGCUCUGAGACACUCACUGAUGAUGUCCUUUUUGCAGCCACAGAUGGCAUCCACUUUGUAGAGUUCAUUCUGCAGAUCAAGGUGUUGCCUGUGAAUGAUGAACCACCUGUUAUGCGAACAGGCCUUGUUCCCGUGCUCCACUGCCUGGAGGGUGAAGAAGCGAUCCUCUCCUCAAAGUACAUUUAUGCCACAGACGCAGACAGUGAUGACAUGAAACUGAUGUUUACACUGGCUCGCCAGCCCUACCACGGGGUAGUGAGGAAAGCUGGCAUCGCUGUGGAUCGUUUCUCCCAAGCUGAUGUCAUCUCUGGUUUCGUCACGUAUAAGCACACUAGUGGGGAGAUUGGCCUGACUGCUUUCACUGACAUCUUAACCUUCAUUGUCUCUGAUGGUGAGGCUGGCCUAGAUGUGAAAGACUGCUGUUAUGAUGGACCUCUUCCUCCUCCAGUUCCUCUUCAUGAUCCAUUUCCAGUAUACGACCUUAACAUCACUAUACUUCCAGUGGACAACCAGCCUCCAUCAAUUGCAACCGGUGCAAGGUUUGUGGUGGAGGAGGGCUCCUCAGCAGCCCUUACCACCAACCAUUUGUUUGCCACUGACCCUGACACCACUGCAGAUGACUUAGAGUUUGUUUUGGUUUCUCCUCCCCAGUUUGGUUACAUUGAAAAUAUACUGCCUUCUCCUGGGUUUGAGAAGAGCAACAUUGGUAUAAGUAUUGCUUCAUUUCAGCUGAAGCACCUGAAAGCCCUGAACAUAAACUAUGUACAAGCCAGGCACGCGCGAAUGGAGCCAACAGCAGAUCACUUUGUACUUUAUGUCACUGAUGGGCUGCAUCGCUCAGCAGAGACUCCAUUUUUCGUGCUGAUCAACCCAACCAAUGAUGAAGUCCCAGAAUUCAUAGCAAGGAAUAUUACU
Molecule: messenger RNA, 2081 nt
Organism: Balearica regulorum gibbericeps (East African grey crowned-crane)
Lineage: Eukaryota; Metazoa; Chordata; Aves; Gruiformes; Gruidae
Source: RefSeq, a predicted model, not a curated record